CCAACAACGAGUACUCUGUGACGAAACCGGUCGGCGGUGGAGGGGGCUCUGGGAGGUUCUAGUCUACUCCUCGCCUCCUCCAAGUUAGCAUGUUCUUCAUAACCAAAAUCCUAUCGGUCAUAAGAAGCAUAGGAAGCACUGAAUCACAAAAGACCAAUGAGGAUGUGGAAAGCACUAAAGGGACCGAACUACCGAUAUGCCCUAAAACUUCAUAUUUCGACGGCUUGGUUCACAUGUUCCGAGCUACAGUGGGCACUGGUAUACUGGCCCUCCCGGUAGCCUUCAGCCAGCUAGGCUACAUCGGAGGCAUUAUCGGAGUCGUAUUCAUCCUUUUCAUCUCUAAUUAUUGUGCAGUCAUUCUGGUUGAUUGCCAAAGAGAAUUAAGCAGGAGGAACAAAGACAUGGUUCCAACAUACCAGGGCACAGUACAAGCUGCUUUCGCUGGUGGGCCCAAGGCUGUAAGAAGCUUAGCUCCCAUCUUCGUGACUUCAACAAAUAUAUUCAUUUUGCUUGGACAAAUAGGAGGAAUAUGCGUGUACAUCGUUUUUAUAGCCUCUAACAUAAAAGCUGCAGUUUACCCUCACUUUGACAUGGACUUGAGAUACUUCGAAUUGCUGAUUUUCAUUCCUAUAGUAGCGAUCAACAUGGUACUUAAUCUAAAGAAGUUGUCCGUCGUGUCCACCUUAGGCAACGCCAUUUUACUUACCAGCGUGGCGGUGGUCCUGUACUACAUCUUCAGAGAGCCGAUAUCCAUGGAGGGCAAGCAUGCUUUUGGGCCCAUAAGUAAUGUUCCACAGUUUUUUGGAACGGUGUUCUUCGCCAGUUGCUGCAUUACGAUGGUGUUGCCUCUGCAAAACGAGAUGAAGAGAGAGGACCAGCUCGGUGGUAGUUGCGGCGUCCUCAACGUAUCAGCCUACCUCUAUGGUUCCCUUUACGUCGCCUUCGGUCUCUGCGGCUACCUCAAGUAUGGCGACGCUGCUGCAGGGAGUAUAACCCUGAAUCUACCUUCGGGCGAAAUGUUGGGCCAGGCCGUGCAGUUGCUUCUAGCCCUAUCCGUGCUUACAGCGACAGCCAUUCAUAACUACAUUGGAGUAUCCAUCAUCUGGGACGACUACCUCGACAAGAGGCUCACCAAGAACAGGCUCUUGGCCCAAUAUCUUAUAAGGAUAUUAUCGAUAACUUUCACGUUGCUAGUGGCUUUGUUGGUACCAAACCUGGAGCUUCUUCUAUCGGUGACUGGAGUACUCGGGCAGUGUACCCUUUCUACAACGGUCCCCUGUAUCGUAAACAUUCUCACGUACUACGAACAACCUUCGUUCUGGGCCUACGUCCGCAAGUUCUGGAUCGACGCCAUUGCAUUAAUCGUCACAGUAGUGGUCCUGAUAUUCGGACUGGCUUCUGCUCUGUUCAUUGAUGUUUAGUCCAGUGAUUGAACAAACUGAGAUUUUUUGUUAUAGGAAAUAGCUCUUGAGAGAAAAAAUCAUUGUGAUAAUUAGUAUUUGUAAAUAUAGUAUUAAGGGUAAUAGCUUAAGAAUAAAUUGUAAAUAGAAUUGGAUUUGUAUAUAUUAUAAUAACCUAUGUAAAAAGAAAACCAAUGUACAGUUGCUUUUAUAUAAAUACAUUUUAAGAUUAUACAUAUUUUUAUUUAUAAAGUAACUUUCAAGAUAUACCUAUUUUAAGGUAUAAUAAACGAAUUAUUUUAUAAGUGUCAGUCAAACUUCUCAUUACAAGACCUUUUCGACGCUGCGGAGCUUGAAAAGUCGACUUAAAAGUCGAAUUUAACUCAUUAAAGGUGAAAAUCUGAGAAUCAUAUUCAAUAAUGUUAUGUUAAUGUUUCUGUUGUUUUCGGAACAUAAAUAAUAUGCAUAUUAUGAUUCAUGAAUAUGUUUAAUGUUCCCAGUCUAUCUGCAUGAAUAUUAUGAACUUAAUGUGCUUUUAUUUAUAAACUUGAUGACAUUAAAAUUCCAUUCUGAGAGGUGUGGCUUUGGCGACACCCUUGCUGAGAGAAAAUGCUGUUAAUACAUAUGAUCCCAUAUAUUAACAACAGUGUAAUAUAUGGAGUCGGGCUAAUAUUUAAUUUUUAUUCAUUUAUUUUUUAUAUAUUAUCAUUUAAAAAAACACCUUUCUAGUAUUUAUUCAACGUAAUGUUUUUUUUAUCCCAUUUACUAUACUGAUUGCUCCAAUGUGGCAGGCUGACUAUUUAUCAAUAAACUAUAAGUCAUUAUUAAAUCCUCAUUGUCAUCAUCAAGUAAUUUUCAUUCGAUGCAAUAUUAACAGCUUCAUAAUGUAGCCUUCAAGAAAUAUGUAAUAAAUCUAUGAUAAUAGAAAAGUUUUAUCAUACAAAUUAUUUAUUAAUAGUUCAUAAAGUAGUUAAAAUUCAUAAAUUUCAAAUAAUAGGUAAG
Molecule: messenger RNA, 2402 nt
Organism: Nezara viridula (southern green stink bug)
Lineage: Eukaryota; Metazoa; Arthropoda; Insecta; Hemiptera; Pentatomidae
Source: the annotation of a GenBank genome assembly